AUGUACUCCAGAAGAAAUUUCACUGUUUCUUUUCUAAUUCUCGUCUGCCUCAUCAUAUCCCGUCUUUCAGCCAUUGAAUCUGACUGGGGUACAUUCUGCCAAAUUGAAGAAAAGGAGAGAGCUAUAUGCUACUUAAAUUGCUUUGAGGAUAUUUUCCAUCUUCCUUUCAAAAAUUUGGAUCUCCUUUUGAUAUCAGGUCUUGUUGUUUUUCAGAAUUCUGAUAAAUGCGACAGAAAUUUGGGAGUAGAGACUUUUGAACAAUUCAAAAAUUUGAAAGAAUUUUAUUACACUGGUGCCAUCUGUCCGUUUUCCAAACUUCCAAAUAUCUCAAAUUUGAAUCGAAUGCAAAUUCAGAUCGAUAUGAAAGGUAAGGUACCUUCAGAAUUAGGCACCUAUGAAACUACCAAUCAAACAAUUCUUCCGAAUAUUAAAAAAUUGGCAAUUAGUAGAAUAUGCUGUGAUCUAUUUGGAAGAAACUUCAUAGCUCCCCAAUUAGAAGAUUUGAAAUUUCACUGCUUGAGAAAGCGCGCCUUCAUUACAGGAGUUGAAAGAAGUUAUGGUGAUCUCCUUCAUUUCACAGCUCCACGUUUGAAAAGACUAGAUUUUAUUGAAGAUGGUUUGGGAUUUCCUGUAUCCUACGUCGGGAAUCUACCAGAACUUAAUUUUCUUUCCAUCAUAAAAAACAGCAAGCUCUCUAAAAUUCCUCCGCCCGAACCUAUUUCCAAUCAUUUGAAUCUAUCAUCCUUGAGGGAAAUAAUAUACAGUGAUCCAAAUGAACCUAACCUUCUACAAUGUCUUGAGCUUGGUGAUGUCAAUCUAACCCGGAUAUAUUUUGCUUACCCUAUUCCAACUUGUUCCUCGGCUUGGAGGUGUCCAUCGUGUCAUCCGAAUGGCACAAACGACAGCCAAAAUGUUACCAUAGUUGCAAAAUCAAAAAUAAAUACUAAAAUGAGUCACUUUUUGCCAAACAUCACACUGAAUACAACAAGCCUAGUCUUCGAGCACAGUCCUCUUCUUAUCAUUGACUCCGAAGCAAUGAGCCGUUUUUCCCAUCUAAGAAUAUUUCAAGUCAAAACAACAGAAUCGGAAAAUGGAAAGGCAAUUCUACUUGGCAAUCCAUUCAAGACCCUUCAGCGGCCAAUGGAGCUGCAAUUUCUUCGGUUAUCUCUACUGGAAUGCGACUGCCUAGAAUACAGUAGUCUUUCAUGGUUGAAAACACAGAAUGCCCUAAUUGAGGGUGAAAUAGAGUGCCCAAGAUUGGAGACUAACAAGUGGUUUAAAAUUGCAGAUUUCUUGAACGCAAUGACAAACAGCUGCAGUUAUAUUACGUCUGAAGAUAUUCUGUCCGAUUUAAACCUUCAGAGAAUAGCGAGACUGAAAGUCAACGAUUCAGGUAAUCUUGCUCGACCCUCUCUUAUUAUGGGCCUAAUUUAUUUCCUAUUCAAAUUAUUUUAG
Messenger RNA from Rodentolepis nana, 1455 nucleotides. NCBI's taxonomy places the organism in Eukaryota, Metazoa, Platyhelminthes, Cestoda, Cyclophyllidea, Hymenolepididae. The record is from the annotation of a GenBank genome assembly.